AUGCUUGUUGUGACUCUGAGAGAAGGAAAGAAAUCAUUUCUCAAUUUUUUGAAUAUUAAGAAGACUGAAACAUUUUUCACUAAGACUGAAGAAACCAUCACUGUAAGGUGAAUGAAAGAUAAACAGUCUAACUCCAACUACCUCUUUGUGCAACUGGAAGAUCCUAGAAUGCUACAAGUGGUGAAUGUGACCAAGACCUCAUCAGAUGUUACAAACUUUAGCAUACAGCUAGUGACAGAUGAAGGAGAAACGAAUUUGACCAUUCAGCUCUGGGAUUCUGAAGGUACAGAAAGACUCAUUGAAGAAAUAAAGAAUGUCAGAGUCAAAGUGCUCAAACAAACAAAAGACAGUCUUUUCCAGGCAUCAGUGAAUAUUGGUAGAAAUAUCCUAAUGCUUAUUUUACCAGUGAUAUUGUUAAAUAAAUGUACAUUUGGUUGCAAGAUUGAAUUACAGGUGUUUCAAACUGUACGGAAGGGAACUUUGCCAAUAAUUCUUGGGGCAGUUACACAGUUUUUUCUAAUGCCAUUUUGUGGAUUUCUUUUGUCCCAGAUUUUGGCAUUGCCUGAGGCACAAGCUUUUGGAUUUGUAAUGACCUGCACAUGCCCAGGAGCGGGUGGGGGCUAUCUCUUUGCUCUGCUUCUAGAAGGAGAUGUCACUUUGGCUUUUUUGAUGACUUGCACAUCAAUGUUAUUGGCCCUGAUAAUGAUGCCUGUCAAUUCUUAUAUAUACAGUAAAAUAGGAUUAUCAGGUACAUUUCAUAUUCCUGUUUCUAAAAUUGUGUCCACCCUCCUUUUCAUACUUAUACCAAUAUGAGUUGGAAUAAUCAUCAAGUGUAGAAUACCUGAAACAAACUUUUUAGAGAGAAUAACUAGACCUCUGAGUUUUAUUUUGAUGUUUACAUGGAUUUAUUUGACUUUCAGAAUGGGAUUAAUGUUUCUAAUGUUUCUACAGUUACCCAGAGUGCUUCUGUUGGGUCUCUCAGUUCCUGCUUUGGGUUUGUUGUUUGGGCACUCCUUUGCUAAAGUUUGUAUGCUGCCCCUUCCUGUUUGUAAAACGGUUGCUGUUGAAAGUGGGAUGUUAAAUAGUUUCUUAGCCCUUGCCAUCAUUCAGCUCUCUUUUUCACAGUCCAAGGCAGAGUUAGCCUCUGUGGCUCCUUUUACAGUAGCCAUGUGUUCUGGAUGUGAAAUAUUGCUGAUCCUUCUGGUCUACAAGGCUAAAAAUAGAUGCCUCCUCAUUGUAGAAAAUAAAAGCAAAAAGGUUUCUUCUAUACUGUUUGAAACACCUGUAAUUUAA
Molecule: messenger RNA, 1293 nt
Organism: Propithecus coquereli (Coquerel's sifaka)
Lineage: Eukaryota; Metazoa; Chordata; Mammalia; Primates; Indriidae
Gene: SLC10A5
Product: solute carrier family 10, member 5
Biological process (GO): bile acid and bile salt transport
Cellular component (GO): membrane
Molecular function (GO): bile acid:sodium symporter activity
Source: RefSeq, a predicted model, not a curated record